Salarias fasciatus (jewelled blenny) is the source of this 500-nucleotide messenger RNA. RefSeq names its product cytochrome c oxidase subunit 7B (gene cox7b). The transcript is spliced from 3 exons. The record is from RefSeq and is a predicted model, not a curated record. Gene Ontology annotation, biological process: mitochondrial electron transport, cytochrome c to oxygen. Bases 101 to 349 code for a protein of 82 amino acids. Lineage: Eukaryota; Metazoa; Chordata; Actinopteri; Blenniiformes; Blenniidae.
GGCAUGUUUGCCGACGUAACGUGAACGCAGCGAUACUUCCGUGCAGUGCAAGAGAGUCCGCCAUAUUCCAUUCUUCAAGGGUAUCCGAAGGCUCGUCAACAUGUUCCGGUUCGCCAAAGCGGCUGUCAACAUCAGCGGUCAAGCUGUGCGACAGGUGAGGCAUGGAUCUACUGUCCCAGAGAGCUUUCAUUCCAAGUAUGGCAAUGGCCUGAUGGUGGGAGGCGCUGUCUUCUGCACGGCAAUCUGGUCAUACGUGCUGACACAGACCGGCAUCACCUGGAACCUGUCACCUGUCGGCAGGAUCAUGCCGAAACCAUGGCGAGAGCCUGAAUCCGAGUCCGAGGAGUAAAGAGCCACUGUGGCAGACCUACAUCCCACCCGAGAAUCCUUCUGCUUGUACAGACGAUCCAUGGAUAUCCACGUCACGUUCAGACGAUGAAUGCCUGUGUGUAUUUCAACAUGUUAACUUGUUCAAAUAAAUUAAAUAUGAUUCUACUGAU